UCAGCAGGUGAGUGGUACCCAGGAGCGGGCAGCGACUCAUGGGGCCCAGGAGGGUGGAGGGAUGCUCCUGUUCCGGGCAGGGGAUCCGAGUGGGGCCCUGUUUCACCUGCCUGGCCCCACUUCACCCUUUGUCCAACCCUUGGGCUACGGCUCCACUGGCCCUUUCAUUAUUCCACUGUGGACCUGGCUGAGCUGGACAGUGUCCAGAUUUUGCCACAGGCCCUGCUGACUGCACAGGCAGGGGCCCCUGGGCCUGCCUGGGAAACGGCCACAGCGUCUGGAGUGGAGGGUAACCUCCCCCUGGGUUCUUCCCUCCCGUCGCCACUUUGGUGUGAGGAUAGCCCAGCACUCUCCUUUCUGCCUCCUCUAGACAGCAGGCACAGGAACAAAGACAUCCUUCUGAGGUUUCUUAGUGGCCCGCAUGCCUUACAGGCCAUGGGCCACUCAGGCAGCAUCCUUCAUGGCCAGGUGGCAGAAGUGAUGCCCAGGCCUUGCCCUCCUCCCCCCAAUCCCAGGUGAUAAGGCAGGAGGCAGGUAGAGGUCCGACCAACUCCACCAUCUCCUUGUCAGGCCCUGUGUUGAGCUGUGGGGCUAUAGGUGCAGCCUUUGGGGAGCACAGCCUGGUGCAGGAGACCACGUGUGGCCCCGUGUGGGGACUGUGGGCAGUGAGUUCGGAGAACCCUUCGAGAGUUGGGGGUGCAAGAGCUGAGUCUUGGGGUUCAAAUAGGACUUUUCACAGGUGAUAUUUGAGAGACGGAGAAACUGCAGCUUGGACCCAAAUAGUGGUCUGUCCAAGUUUCUCUGGCCUCAGUGUUCCUUCCCUCCAGCCACCCAGGGCUGGCCCUUGUUCUUUCUUAGCUAAUGCAUGUCCAAGCUUCAGCUCAGUCUGAGAGGAGCAGCACAGAUCUCAAUUAACCUCAAAACAGGCUGGCAGUGCCUGGCUCCUUGAACCCACUCACUGAGGAGGAUGCCUGCCCCUGCCCAGUCCUUCAGAGCAGCUCCAGGUGCAGGGAGGGGCCUGGGGGCCUCUACUUGCUGCUUACUGAGAAAUGGAAUUCCCUCCAGACUCAAACACCCUUGAGGACUACAGCCAACCUUAGGAUUACACAGGCUCCAAGUCCCUGAGCACCGUGAUUUGGGGUCUGCAAGGUCAUUGAUGUCUCUGCCUGGGCAGCCUGUGACCCCCACAUAGGAGCAGUCUGCUCAGCACCAGGCUGUUCCCACUAAAGGGAGCUCAGCUGUGGGCCAGGAGCUCACAAACCAUCAAUUCCGUCUGGAAGCUCGGGCUGGAAAACCCUCAGGAAGCUCGGUCAAGGGCAGCACUGUUCUGAUAGCAGGAAGCCAGAAGCGACUCAGGCACAUCAGGAAAACGCGUCAGGAGCAAAGCCGCGCCACGUAUCGUCACACGAGGGUGACGAUGCACCCACCGUGGCUCAGAGUGCACGCCUUGGGUGGAUCAAUAGCGACAUGGAGCAAAGAAAACCUCAGUCCAUCACCCUUAGUUCAAAAGCCAGUGGUUGAGACUUCACCUUCCAAUGCAGGGGAUGCGGGUUUGAUCCCUGGUUGGGGAGCUAAGAUUCCACAGGCCUCUUGGCCAAAAACCCAAAACAUAAAACAGAAGCAAUAUUGUAACAAAUACUAAAGACAAAAAAAAAAAAAGCCAAUAAACGGAACGUGUGUUUGGGCAUGCGUACGUGUGUAUGAGAAACCCAGCUUUCAAGAUAGGAGUUAGUCUGGGGAGGGCAGGGGACAGCAUGGGGUGGAAGCGGUUAUGCCACCAUUGUGCACCAAGAUUCGAAGUGAUCCAGAUCCGUCUGCCUGAGAGCCAUAUUUUUAAAGGAAAAUUAAACACGAGAGCAUUUUUUUGACGCACAAAAAGCACAAGCCAUAAGAGGAUGUGCCUGUGUCAAAAAAAGUGAAAAACAAUGACCAAAAAUACCAAAAAAGUUAACAGACAAGGUGAGAGUAGAAAGACGUUGCAACAUAUAUAACAAGGAUUCAUGUUGAGACUAUAUAUUCUGCUGAAAACUGGCAAAGGGUAUAAACAGCCAGUUCACAGAAGAGGAGGCCUGAAGAGCAGAAAGAAAUUAUGUUCACCUUUCCUGGAAAUCAAGGAAAUGCAAAAUAAAACCACAGAUAAUACCAUUUCAGACCAGACUGGCAAAUAUGAUUAAGAGAGGUGACACCAGGAAGAGGAGAAUCUGGCACGUUUUACACAUUACUGGAGGGACGUCAAGCUAAUAAAAGCCACUUAAGAGAGCAAUUCAGCAGAUACUGAGAAAAGCUGAAAAUGCAUAUAGCCCAUGACCCCAAAUUCCAUUUCUAAGGAUCUACUUGAAAGAAACUUGCAUGUGUGCACAAGGAGACAAAUACAAGAGCAGCUUGAUAAGGGACACCAGAAAAUUAAUAACCAAAUGUCCAUCAGUAGAAUAGUUAAAUGAUGCCCCACGCAUGCAGUGAGAUCAUAUGUAGUAGUUAAAAUGAAUAAACCAGAUGCAGAAGCUACCGGUAUGCACUGAGUAAAUCUUCAAAAACAUUGCUGAGGUAAAGAAGCAAGUUUGCAAAAUAAUAUGCACUGUUCGAUACAUUAAAAAAAAUGUAAUGCCCUACAUCAUAAAAUUAUACUACUUCAUGCAAGUGGUUGCCUCUGGGUAGAAAGGGAGGAGAGAGAAUGAGACAGUACACCUCCCAUCACCAGCGUCCAGGGCAGAUCGCGCUCCUGCCUCUGUCCCAUGCUGCUGUUCUGCAAUCUUUAUAGAAGGGAAUGCUGGAAUGCUAUAUAAAAAUGAAAAUGAAAAAAAUUUAAAAGUAUGCAUUGUAGGCUAAUCUCACAAACAUAAUAUUGAUUGAGAAAAGCCAGACAAAAGAAUACACGCUGUGGGAUACUGUUGACAGAAUCUGCUGAGUGAAAUAAAGCACAUGCAGAAGUCUGUGUGUGGUGACUUCCCUGGUGGUCCAGUGGGUAAGAGUCCGCACUCCCAAUGCAGGGAACUCUGGGUUCGAUCCCUGGUCGGGGCACUAGAUCCCACAUGCAUGCCACAACUAAAAUCCUGCAUGCUGCAACUAAAAGAUUUCCUGUGCCACAAGGAAGAUCCCACGUGCCGCAGCUAAGACCCAGCACAGCCAAAUAAAUAAAUAUUAAAAAAAAAAUCUGUGUGCAGGGUGACAGAUACUAUUUCUUGUUUAAGGAAAAAAAAAAGUAAAAAAACUGAGUAAUGAAAGCUGUAUUUCCACCAGAAACACAGAUCUAAAAUAUCAUAGUGUCUAAAAAAUCAUAGAAUACAUAUAUGUUUUAAAUGUUUGCUAUGGUCUAGAUGUAUUAUUUCAUUUUUUAAAAAAAUGCACGUCCCCAGGAAGCUACGUAUUUAGGUAUUCUUUCCAACACUGUAAUAACAAAAAGUUGGAGGCAAUCUAAACGUCCAAGAUUAAUGGAUAAUUAUACAAUGGAAUACUAUAAAGUCAAAAUGAAUAAGAAGAAUCAACGAAUUCCUGAUGUUGAAUGAAAAAAAAAAUUUUGCAGAAAAUUGUAUAUACACUGUUAAACAACGUAUGUAAAUGUAAAUGUAUUUUAAGCACAAACAGGGCAGAGUUAACUGUUCUUGGGCACCUACCAGAUGCCAGGUGCCAAUCUUAACCCUCACAGCAACCCUAUAAGCUAGUUACUAAUACUCUUUUUUCACAGAGAAGGAAACUGAGGCUCGGUGAGGCACAGCCCUGCCCAGGGGCCCACAGCCGGAGGAAGCCUAGGCCUGGGACCCACCAGCUGGCUCCUUGAGGUCCCUCCCUGCUGGGCUGGUCCAGGGACUCGGGUCUCAGGCCUGGGCCAGGAUUCUGAGCAGGAGGCCCUGUAACUGCAGCCGCUGCUCCUGCCAUGCCCGCCCCUCCUUCACCUCACAAUGCCUCCCAUUCAGCCCUGUCCCCGCUGCCAGGUCUGUGGGCCCAGAGGGGGGCUCCCGCCCGUCCAGGCGGGGACGUCCAGGCGGGGACCGUCGCCAGCCUUUCCCUGUGCUGCACCUCCAGGCCGGGCUGACUGUAGGGUCGGCAUGGCGGGGCCCCAGAGCAUCUCCGUGGUGCUGCUGCUUCCUCUGCUGCUGCCCCUGGGGCCAACCUGGCAUGCAGCUGCCCAGCGCUGCCCACAGACCUGCGUCUGCGACAAUUCCAGGCGGCAUGUUGCCUGCCGGCACCAGAACCUCACCGAGGUGCCGAAUGCCAUCCCUGAGCUGACCCAGCGGCUGGACCUCCAGGGCAACAUGCUGAAGGUGAUCCCCCCAGCUGCCUUCCGGGACCUGCCUUAUCUGACACACCUGGACCUGCGGCACUGCCAGGUGGAGCUGGUGGCCGAGGGCGCCUUCCGUGGCCUGGGCCGCCUGCUGCUCCUCAACCUGGCCUCCAACCGCCUGAGCACGCUGCCCCAGGAGGCGCUGGACGGGCUGGGCUCGCUGCGGCGGCUGGAGCUGGAGGGGAACCUGCUGGAGGAGCUGCGGCCGGGGACCUUCGGAGCGCUGGGCGCACUGGCCACGCUGAACCUGGCCCACAACGCCCUCGUCUACCUGCCCGCCAUGGCCUUCCAGGGGCUGGUGCGUGCCCGCUGGCUGCAGCUGUCCCACAACGCGCUCAGCGUGCUGGCCCCCGAGGCCCUGGCAGGCCUGCCCGCCCUGCUUCGGCUCAGCCUGCACCACAACGAGCUGCAGUCCCUGCCCGGGGACGCCUUAUCCCAGGCCCGCGGCCUGACCCGCCUUGAGCUGGGCCACAACCCCUUCACCUACGCGGGCGAGGGGGACGCGCUGGCGCUGCCCGCCCUGCGGGAGCUGAGGCUGGAGCACGGGGCCCUGCAGGCCCUGGACCCCAGGGCCUUCGCCCGCUGCCGCCGCCUGCACACCCUGGACCUCCGCGGGAACCAGCUGCACGCCCUGCCGCCGCUGCGGGGCCUGGGGCAGCUGCGCCGGCUGCGGCUGCAGGGGAACCCGCUGUGGUGCGGCUGCCGGGCCCGGCCGCUGCUCGAGUGGCUGGCGCGGGCGCGCGUGCGCUCGGACGGCGCGUGCUGGGGGCCGCGGCGCCUGCGCGGCGAGGCCCUGGACGCCCUGCGGCCCUCGAACCUGCGCUGCCCCGGAGCCGGAGCCGGGGCGGAGGAGGAGGACGAAGAGGAGCUGGCGGCCGCGCGGCCCCGCGCCCCUGCCGGCGCCCGCAAGGAGGAGGCCGGGGCGGCCGCGCCCUGCCCGCGCGCCUGCGUGUGCGUCCCCGAGACCCGGCACAGUAGCUGUGAGGGCCGGGGCCUGCGGGCCGUGCCCCGCGGCUUCCCCAACGACACCCGGCUCCUGGACCUGAGGCAGAACCACUUCCCCUUGGUGCCCCGAGCGGCCUUCCCGGGCCUGGGCAACCUGGUGUCGCUGCACCUGCAGCACUGCGGCAUCACAGAGCUGGAGGAGGGCGCCCUGGCGGGCCUGGGCAGCCUGAUCUACCUGUACCUCUCCGACAACAGGCUCUCCGGCCUCAGCGCUGCCGCCCUCGAAGGGGCGCCGCGCCUGGGCUACUUGUACCUGGAGCGCAACCGCUUCCUGCAGGUCCCAGGGGCUGCCCUGCGCGCCCUGCCCAGCCUCUUCUCCCUGCACCUGCAGGAAAACGUCCUGGACCGCCUGGCACCGGGGGACCUGGCAGGCGUGCGGGCCUUGCGCUGGCUCUACCUGAGUGGGAACCGCAUCACCCAAGUGUCCCCUGGGGCGCUGGGCCCCGCUCGAGAGCUGGAGAAGCUGCACCUGGACAGGAACCAGCUGCGAGACGUUCCCACCGGGGCCCUGGAGGGGCUGCCUGCCCUCCUGGAGCUGCAGCUCUCAGGGAACCCACUCGGGGCCCUGCGAGAUGGGGCCUUCCGGCCUGUGGGCGGCUGGCUGCAACACCUCUUCUUGAACAACAGUGGUCUGGAGCAGAUUUCUCCCGGGGCUUUCUCGGGCCUGGGGCCCCAGCUCCAGAGCCUACACCUGCAGAAGAAUCGGCUGCAGGCCCUGCCCGUCCUGCCCGGUCUCAGCCAGCUGGAGCUCAUCGACCUCAGUGGCAAUCCCUUCCACUGUGACUGCCAGCUGCUCCCGCUUCACAGGUGGCUCACUGGGCUAAACCUGCAUGUGGGGGCCACCUGUGCCACCCCUCCCAGUGCCCGUGGCCAGAGGGUGAAGGCUGCAGCUGCCGUCUUUCAGGCCUGCCCGGGCUGGGCUGCCAGGAAGGCCAAGCGGAUGUCGGCCCCCAGGCCUGGUGCCCGGAGGACCUCCAUGAAGGGAAGAUGGCAGAGAGUGAACAAGGUUGGCCGGGGGCAGGUACAGGGAGGCUUUGGUGGGUGCAUCAGGUUUUAA
Molecule: messenger RNA, 6341 nt
Organism: Hippopotamus amphibius kiboko
Lineage: Eukaryota; Metazoa; Chordata; Mammalia; Artiodactyla; Hippopotamidae
Gene: CHADL
Product: chondroadherin like
Cellular component (GO): plasma membrane
Molecular function (GO): protein binding
Source: RefSeq, a predicted model, not a curated record